Molecule: messenger RNA, 1212 nt
Organism: Neomonachus schauinslandi (Hawaiian monk seal)
Lineage: Eukaryota; Metazoa; Chordata; Mammalia; Carnivora; Phocidae
Product: insulin receptor substrate 1-like
Exons: 2
Biological process (GO): insulin receptor signaling pathway
Cellular component (GO): cytosol; plasma membrane
Molecular function (GO): insulin receptor binding; phosphatidylinositol 3-kinase binding
Source: RefSeq, a predicted model, not a curated record
AUGAAGCCCGGAGGCGGUGGCCCCCCGGCGGCCCCGGAGUCCGAGCCGGCCGGCGUGCCCCUGGUUCUGCCGCGGCCCUGGGGCUGUCCCGCUGACGUGCGGCUCUGCGGCCACCUGCGGAAGCAGAAGUCCCAGCGCCGCCGCUUCUUCGUGCUCCGCGCCGACCCGCCGCGCCUCGAGUGCUACGAGAGCGAGAAGAAGUUCCGCGCCGGCCGAGCGCCGCCCAAGCUCACCGUGAGCCUGGCGGGUGCGUGCACCAUCAGCAAGCGCGUGGACGCGCGCCAGCGCCACCUGAUCGUCCUGUACACGCGCGACCGCAGCCUGGGCGUGGCGGCGGCCUGCGAGGCGGAGCAGCAGGCGUGGUACAGCGCCCUGCUCGAGGCGCGCGCGGCCGCCGGUGAGGCCCGAGCCCCGGGUCCCAGCUUCCACGAGGACCCCGGCGCCUGGAUUCUCGCUCCAUUGCAGGACGUCUGGCCCGUGACACUGCGGCCCAAGGGAUUGGGGCGAACACGAGGCCUGGGCAGCGGCGGCUACCGCCUGUGCCUGGGUUCGGGGGUGCUGAGCCUGCUGCGGAAGCCCAAGGGCACAGGCUCUGGGGACACCCAGGCUUCGCCGCCGCCCGCCCUGCGCCUGUCCCUGCUCAGUGUGCGCCGCUGCGGCCACGCAGACUCUUUCUUCUUCCUGGAGCUCGGCCGCUCGGCGCCCACGGGUCCCGGGGAGCUGUGGCUACAGGCGCCCGACGCCGAGGUGGCCCAAAGCAUUCACGAGACCGUACUGGCCGCCAUGAAGCGACUCGGGGAUGGCGGUGCCGGUGGCAAGGCUAAGCCACUGCCAAGGGAUCCCCCGCCAAGCGCUUACAGAGCCUCCGCCUCCCAACCUUAUGCAACCCUGGCCUCGGCAGCCCAGUCAAGCGGCCAGAGCCAUUGCAGGGGCCUGGCGGAGAGAAGGGGGAAAGCAGCCCUCCGGAUGCGGGCGACCGCAGCCUCGCAGCCCGAGGGCUUGGAGCGGGGAGGGGGCUACGUAGCCAUGGGAGCCCGGAGCGACUACGAGCCCAUGGGGGGUGGCGAAGCAGGUGGCUACAUGGUGAUGGCACCCCCUCGCCUUGCGGCCUCUGCCCCCGCAGCUCCCCACUACCCGCUCCAAGGUUGCGGGGGCACCGAAUACGUGCCCAUGAGCCGCUUUCCGCCAGGGUCCUUGUCCUCGAGCUCCCUG